GACGUAUCCCCAUAACUAUGAAGCUCAGUUGUCCUCUCGAUUCUAGAAAACUACCCAAACGGAUGAGACGGUGGAUCGAUCUGCAUGAAGUGCGUUUAAACGUAAACGUUUUGUUGGGUCAUGCAGCCAAAACUGUGCAGUAGACUGCGAGUGAAGAACUAUCUUUACUCGAUUGUGCCCAGUCGCCUAGACCCGGACGAACAUCGCGACCAUAACGAGCCCAGUUCUUCCAUUACCGCCGCCCCGGAACAUAACCGGCUGCAGGAGAGGAUCUCGAGUGGAACCAGUGCUGCCAUGGAUGACAACCAGGGGCGCGAUGAAGAACUCACACCAAAAAGCACCCAACCACUAAAGAGGGUAAAUGCUGAGCCGCAAGGGCAAACUAAUUGAUGGAGGAAAAUUUGAAAUGUAAACCUUUAAUAAAUUGAACUAAAAUCAAAUAAAACCAACUUAAGGGAAUAUAAUUACACAUUAAGUGCUAGCCAGAUUUCUCUUUGAGCUAAAUCCAUUUGCGACUAUAAAGAACACAGUAACGAGCGAAUCAACUUCCUGUAGGUAAUAAUUCCUGCGAGUAAUCCCCAAUUAGUUUCGCAGAUCCUUUGGCAGGUAAACUAAGCCCACAAACGACUGCAGGAUGGCCGCUUGGCCUGAUGGCCGGUGCGGUCCGCAAAGUCCACUCCUUCCAUCUGAUCGACGUGCGGCGAAGGCAAUCCCUGAAUCCCAGGCGACGUGUGUGUCAGCUGCAUUGUGGGCCCACUGUCUCCUCUCGACCGGUUGCCAGCAGCUAAACGGGCUAAUUGAAAUGCAACUCGAAGGCAGAGUGCCCGAUGUCCGAUGUCCUAGACUCCACCCCACGACCCCUCUGAGGUGUGCACAUUCAAGGCGGCCUUCAAAAUAUAGAUGGUAAUCGAUAGCCGAUUACUUAGGGAGCCCUGGUUGAAAAUCGUGGUAACGCUUUUUUAAAUACUGAAAAUUGGUGAUAUAAAAAUAUCCUU
Drosophila simulans is the source of this 995-nucleotide messenger RNA. RefSeq lists its product as uncharacterized. The transcript is spliced from 2 exons. Lineage: Eukaryota; Metazoa; Arthropoda; Insecta; Diptera; Drosophilidae. The coding region runs from base 121 to 390 and encodes 89 amino acids. The record is from RefSeq and is a predicted model, not a curated record.